AAGAAGAAAAUUCUUACUGAAUCCGGAAGCUGUUCUGAAACCACCGAUAGUGCCGUUCAUUCAAGCAGCUUCGGAGUUUAACCGCCUAUAUCUCCGUAUUCUGGGUGACUUAUAUAUGUAUAUACGUAUAGGUUUUCGAACGUCAACGAAAGCAAAGCGAGCAUGGCUGGUCGACUGCCGGCCUGUGUUGUUGACUGUGGCACAGGGUACACAAAACUUGGCUAUGCAGGAAACACAGAACCGCAGUUUAUCAUACCUUCUUGCAUUGCAAUCAAGGAAUCCGCCAAGGUCGGGGAUCAGGCUCAGCGCCGGAUGAUGAAGGGUGUUGAUGACUUGGACUUUUUUAUUGGGGACGAAGCCAUUGACAAACCGUCAUAUGCAACAAAGUGGCCCAUUCGUCAUGGCAUAGUGGAGGACUGGGACCUAAUGGAAAGAUUUAUGGAGCAGAUUAUCUUCAAGUAUCUGCGGGCAGAACCUGAAGACCAUUACUUUCUUUUGACAGAGCCUCCUCUCAACACACCAGAAAACAGAGAGUACACAGCAGAGAUUAUGUUUGAGUCAUUCAAUGUCCCAGGUCUUUACAUCGCUGUUCAGGCUGUACUGGCACUAGCUGCCUCCUGGACAUCACGGCAGGUUGGAGAACGGACACUCACAGGAACUGUAAUUGACAGUGGGGAUGGAGUCACACAUGUCAUUCCAGUGGCUGAAGGCUAUGUCAUUGGCAGCUGCAUCAAACACAUCCCCAUUGCUGGUCGGGACAUUACAUAUUUUACCCAACAGCUGCUGAGGGAACGUGAAGUGGGGAUACCACCAGAGCAGUCUUUGGAAACAGCUAAAGCUGUCAAGGAACGUUUCAGCUACGUCUGCCCCGACCUUGUGAAAGAGUUUAAUAAGUACGACACAGAUGGCUCCAAGUGGAUCAAACAGUACACAGGCAUUAAUGCCAUCUCCAAGAAGCCAUUUACCAUCGAUGUUGGCUACGAGCGCUUUCUGGGGCCUGAGAUCUUCUUCCAUCCUGAGUUUGCUAACCCAGAUUUCACCCAGCCAAUCUCAGAGGUAGUGGAUGAAGUCAUUCAGAACUGUCCCAUUGAUGUCAGACGUCCACUGUACAAGAACGUCGUGCUCUCUGGAGGCUCCACCAUGUUCAGGGACUUUGGAAGACGGCUGCAAAGAGACCUCAAAAGAUCUGUGGAUGCUCGGCUCAAGAUAAGCGAAGAGCUCAGUGGCGGCAAGUUAAAGCCCAAGCCCAUUGAUGUGCAAGUAAUCACUCAUCACAUGCAGAGAUAUGCUGUUUGGUUUGGAGGAUCAAUGCUGGCAUCUACUCCUGAAUUUUACCAGGUGUGCCACACUAAAAAAGAUUACGAAGAGAUUGGGCCAAGCAUCUGCCGCCACAACCCCGUGUUUGGAGUCAUGUCUUAGAUGGACGCAAAUGCAUGAAGCACCACAAGACCUCACAUGCCGAGGGAAAGUCCCAGGAGCCUUUGCACAGAUGCUCUCUUCAGUAAAUUUGAGUGACAUUGGAGCCAGCAGACUGCCAUAAAAUGGGCAAUAUCCUCACAGAUAAGAGAAAAGAGGCAACGCUACCCAAAGGUUCCACAUUAUUUGUUUACUACAAGUGGGUAAAACGAUGUUAUAAAUCUUUAAUUUUGGCUGCCUCGUUUAUGUACUUAUCCUCACAGGGUUCUAAUGUGUAAUUAAUCAACAUAAUGUAUUGUCUGAACUCUAAUAAUGAAAACAUGGGUGAUUAUAAAAAGUUUGUGUAUCCCCGCCACUUUCACAAUCAUCAACAUCCUAAAUAAGGUAACAAAAUGAAAUUUAAAAGAAAAAAUCCAUUCCAUCAAUUCCUCUUUUUGUUUUAUUAUUUUGGUUCUAUUUCCUCUUUUAAAUGUUAUCCAGUAUCGUUAAGAAAAAUGUAAUUGAAUUAAGAUGAAAAAGUAAUUCUUUUCUGUUUCAAUUAGAACAUGUCUCUUUUAUACUGCUUUUCUUUUGCCUUUAUAUCUGCAUUAACACUGUCUUCAACAACAUGCUCAAAACAUUAGGAAUAAGAACAUUGCAUAAAUAUUAAUGUGUGGUUUUAAAAGACUGUUGGUCGACCAUCACUGUUGCUUAGAUCUCAGUUUUACUGUAUGGCCUUGUUCUGUACCAAAUCUGUAAUCCAAUUCUGGCAUACCAAUAAAUGCCAAGGACAUAUUUCUAAAGCUGUAAGUUAAUUUUCUAAGUCGUACUUUAAGUAUCUCUGGGGUUGAAGGCUGUAUAUCUUCAGGACCAACACAUUACAUAAAAAAUAUUUUCAUUCAAA
This is a messenger RNA of Cynoglossus semilaevis (tongue sole), 2299 nucleotides long. Its product is annotated as actin-related protein 3-like. Lineage: Eukaryota; Metazoa; Chordata; Actinopteri; Pleuronectiformes; Cynoglossidae. The transcript is spliced from 12 exons. The record is from RefSeq and is a predicted model, not a curated record. Bases 163 to 1419 code for a protein of 418 amino acids.